AUGAUCAACCUCUCGCUGAUCCCCCUCUUCCUUUUCGCUUCCACUGGUCUCGCAUCCUCCACCCCCGAUGGAAAUCUCACGCCGACUCUAGAUGAAGCGAAAGAAGUGGCCCAGCACUGGUUUGAGUCUUUCGCAGACGGUCUAAAGCAGUCGGGCGCCAAAGACGUCAAAGUGAGCAAGAUUGAUAGAGAGGACGAUGUCCUCUUGUUAUCACCCUCUAGCAUACUUCCGCCGAGCUUCAGACAUAAUCCAGCAGAUCAAGUCUUUGCCCGGAACAUUACAGGGCGCUAUCGAGGGGCUCAAGUCCAUCCGCUCUCCCUCUCCUCCCCUGCCGCUCGAACUCAACAUUCAUCCUAUUGGUCUUCCCUCAAUCCACCCUUCGAUACCAAUCUACUUAUCACACCGCCAGAUGAUGACCAGAAGCCAGCAGACAAAUGGCGAUGGCAAGAUACCACCCGCCUCGACAUGUCAUUCACCGAAACCGCCCCUAUAGGCAUCAAUUAUACUAAAGCCUCUUCAGGGGAGUUCCCCUUCUACUUUUGGGGCGCCGGCGACUGGCUGUUCGCCGAAGGCUCUCUCACCCUAACUUCCGCAUCCCCUGCUUUGUUGGGCUUGUGGAACAACGAGGACGUGGUCAGAUACGACUUUCACGGGAUGCACUACAUUCCUAACGGGACCAUCAACCUCUAUGCCCUUCCCCGAGGAAAACGCAUCUUGCCGAUAGCAUCCAAAGUUCCGGAUUGGGGACAGGGUCAUAUCCUGGAUGGGUUGGUGACGGAUUUCUCAGAGAAGAUGGAUGUAAAGAAGCAGCUGGCUUGGUAUAGCCACGUGUGGUUCAACACGCGGUUUGACAUUGAAGAAAAGGGAUUGAUGACCCAAUGCCCGCUCUCUAUACACAUAACCCUCCCUCCCUCUGCCGACCUAGCGAAAUCAGACAUCACCUCUACAAACACCGACGACGUUCUUUCUUCACCCCGCCUAGCCGGUGUAGCUAUAGCUGAAGGCUGUGGCUGGGCUUUGGGGUUUGAAGGCGGUGGCUUUUUUGAAUCAUCGUCUUUCGGAUAUGUGUUUGCCUGGGAGAAAAAUCCGUUUUUGACAGGGCGGAAGAAGUGGGUUUGGAUCAUUGUUUCUUGGCAAGUCGGCCAGAUAUGGGUACUGUAUCAGCAGACUCGAAGGAGACCCGACUUUUUGUACAAUUAUCAACCUACAACUGUGCCGGCUUUGCUCGAAGAAAAGGACUAUGAAUGUCCUAUCUGUUACGAGAUCAUUGAUCUUGCUGCGCAGGCCAUCACCCCGAUGCCCUCUUCCGAACAACAGGCCAAUGACGCACUUUUGAAAGAAGGACAAAGGGGGGACGCGCAAGUGACGACGGGAGAGGGCGAGCAGGAAGUGGCUCUCCGGGAAGGAGGACCAGGUCAAGAAGGGGAAGAGAAGGGAGAACGCGAUUACGCCAUCACACCUUGUAACCAUGUCUACCACAUGUCUUGUAUGAAGGAAGUCAUGAAGAUGCAUUCUCUCUGUCCGUUAUGCCAGGCGGCUUGGCCGAGCGUGGACUAA
Molecule: messenger RNA, 1557 nt
Organism: Cryptococcus wingfieldii CBS 7118
Lineage: Eukaryota; Fungi; Basidiomycota; Tremellomycetes; Tremellales; Cryptococcaceae
Exons: 6
Coding region: 1-1557 (518 amino acids)
Source: RefSeq, a predicted model, not a curated record